AUGAUUGAUAAUUUUUCUUAAGAUUCAGAAGAAAGCUUAUCUAGUUUUUCUGAUUUAAAAACCAAUCAAAGUUCUUUUAAAAAUGAAUACUUGGAGGCUUGCUUGAAUUUAAAACGACCUGACUAUGUUCUUGAGUUUGAAAAAUAAAUUAAUUUGCGCUCUUUUGCUGAAACAGAAAUUAAAACUCCUCUCAAUUUUUGUUUUUCUCAAUUUGAAUAAGUGUAAGGAAGUAAUAUUAAAAUAGAUGAAGGGUUCUUGCUUAUAAAUAAUUCUGAAGAAGAAGAAGAAGAUGAUGAUGAUGAGGAAGAUGAAGAAAUGUCAUUUGAAGAAGAAAUAGAAAAUAUUUUUGAAUCUUCUUUGAAAAAUAAUAAAAAAUAACAGUUAAGAGAAUUGAAUGAAAAUAUCUUUAUUGCCAUGAAAAAGGAAAAUCUAAUUACUAAUAUAAAAAAAUAUUAUUCAGAUUUGUUAAAGUAUCAUUAGGAAGAUAUUUUUAUCCUGCUUUAGUAGCAUCCAAAGUACAAUAAUUUUGAAGUUCAAUUAUACACACCUGAAUACUUUUAACUUAAAUGCACAAAGGAUAAUGACUCAAAGACAUUAAUUUUGAAAAAAUAUAAUUCUUUUUAAUCGAUUGACGAGGAAGAAUAGUUUAUAAAUUAGAGAGCAAUUAAUUCAAAUAAUUUGAUUUUGACUGAAACAAUUCCAUUGGGUAGAUUUUAUUAUCUUUUAACAGAGAGAAACACUUAUUAUUAGCCAAAUGCUAUUAAAUUGAAUACUCUUAUUGAUGAGUUCUUCACAUAUUUGAACUUGAAUAAAAGUUAGGAAGUUGCUAGACUAUAUGUUGAUAUAAUUGAGCAUAUAAGCUUACUUAAAUUAGUUGAAGUGAAUGGUGGUCUUAAAAUUUAUGGAUAUAAUAAACUUCAUAAAGAUUUUAUUGAUAGGACUAUAGAAUUAAUAAAAUAACAACAAAAAGUAAGUUCUUUAUCAAUAUAAUUAAAUGACUACUUUGAACUGACAAAAAAUAACUUAAAUUUUGAUUGUAAGAAUUAGUUUUUGGAAUAGAAUUGGAGAUUAUCUCCUGAGUAUUACAAUUAAAAUUAAAAUAUUGGUUUUUUCAACGAUCACGUUGAGGUUAAUUAUAUUAUCCCUAGUUAUCAAAAUUACUUCCAUAGUAAUGUUAUCGAGGAUAUUGAAUUUAUCUAGGAUAUUCAUGAUAACGAGUAUAGCGAGUUAAUCAAUGAAUGA
Messenger RNA from Tetrahymena thermophila SB210, 1242 nucleotides. RefSeq lists its product as hypothetical. The record is from RefSeq and is a predicted model, not a curated record. NCBI's taxonomy places the organism in Eukaryota, Ciliophora, Oligohymenophorea, Hymenostomatida, Tetrahymenidae. The transcript is spliced from 5 exons.